AGGGGGACAAAGGCACGACAGCUGAGAGCUUCGUAUCCGGCUAGAGCAGCAGUGGCAAAGAAUACAGCAGCAGUCCUGUCGCCGGGUGGCCUCUGCUGGAGCUUUCUGAGCAGCAGCCGGAGUGGUGGCGUGGCUCCGUCGGAUGCUCCUUCUUCCCCGGAGUUUGCUCGCAGUAGUAGCCUCUUCUUAGCGGACUCGACGGGGUGGGUCGGUCAUGGUUACCCUCCACUUGUGGGAUCACCUGAGGGCUGGCAGCUCCGAGCUGGACUGGUGUGAGGAUAACUACACGAUUGUGCCCAUCAUCGCCGAGUUCUACAACACGAUAAGCAACAUCUUAUUUUUUGUUUUGCCACCCAUAUGUAUGUGCUUAUUCCGACAAUAUGCCACCUGCUUCAACAGCGGAAUAUAUUUAAUAUGGACCCUGCUAGUGGUUGUUGGAAUUGGAUCGGUCUACUUCCAUGCUACUCUUAGCUUCCUGGGUCAGAUGCUCGAUGAGCUCGCUAUACUCUGGGUUAUGAUGUGUGGUCUGGCUAUGUGGUUUCCCAGAAGGUAUCUACCCAGGAUUUUUAGGAAUGACAGGGGCCGGUUUAAAGCAGCAGUGGGCAUCCUUUCUGGCGUCACUACCUGCCUUGCCUUCAUUAAGCCUGCCAUCAAUAACAUCUCACUGAUGACGUUGGGUCUUCCCUGCGGUGCACUGCUUAUUGCAGAGCUUAAAAGGUGUGACAAUGUGCGAGUGUACAAGCUGGGACUCUUUUCUGGUCUUUGGUGGACGCUGGCACUCUUUUGUUGGAUCAGUGACAAAGUGUUUUGUGAGAUCUGGUCGUCGUUUAACUUUCCGUAUUUGCACUGUGUAUGGCACAUCCUCAUCUGCAUUGCUGCUUAUCUGGGCUGUGUCUGUUUCGCCUACUUUGACGCUGUCUCGGAGAUCCCUGAACAAGGUCCUGUCAUUAAGUUCUGGCCCAGUGAGAAGUGGGCUUUCAUUGGGGUUCCUUACGUCACCCUCCUCUGUGCUCACAAGAAAUCACCAUUGAAGAUCACAUGAAAAUUUCAGUAGGUGGACAGAAGCCAAUGGAACCAUAGAUACGUAUUUUCCUCCCUUCUUCUGCAAACUGUGUGGUAGCCAUGAGGACCGUUAUUUCUGACUUGCAAGCCCGCCAUGCGUGCAAUGGGAUCAGGAGGAAACAGCAAGACAUCUCCUGUGCAGCCCUUCCUUGGGCUCCUAAAAUCCCCGUUUGUUUUGGAAACUCUGGAGCUUUCCUAUUAAACAUCUGAAUUAGUGCUGGUUUGAUUUUUUUGUUUUGCAGACUUCCUAUAGUGUUCUCCAAAUGCGUUCCCUGGAUAGAAGAAGACGUACUGGGAGAUGC
Elgaria multicarinata webbii is the source of this 1364-nucleotide messenger RNA. RefSeq names its product alkaline ceramidase 2 (gene ACER2). The coding region runs from base 215 to 1042 and encodes 275 amino acids. NCBI's taxonomy places the organism in Eukaryota, Metazoa, Chordata, Lepidosauria, Squamata, Anguidae. The transcript is spliced from 6 exons. Gene Ontology annotation, biological process: ceramide catabolic process; sphingosine biosynthetic process. The record is from RefSeq and is a predicted model, not a curated record. Gene Ontology annotation, cellular component: Golgi membrane.